AUGGCUUCCCGCGGGGGAUCGUCCCGCAUGCCCUCGCGGCUCCACUCGCGCUCCAACUUCACCACCCGCUCCGCCCAGGACGACUCGCACCAGCUGCAGCGCCGCUGGUCGCUCUCGCAGAUGUCCGCCCAGGACGAGGCCGAGCCACUGCUGGCCGCCGGACCCCGCCGCCGCCGUCCGGUCAGCGUGCCACGUGAGAACAGGACCUUCGGCUCCUUCCUGAGCGCCCUGUUCACGCGCCGCGCCUCGACCCGGAGCCGCAGCGGCCACCGCAGGACGCGCUCUUCUGGGACCGACCGCUGCAAACCAGCCAGCGCCCCCGCCAAGCUCGGCACCUUCGCCGGUGUCUUCGUGCCCACUACCCUCAAUGUCCUGAGCAUCCUGAUGUUCCUCCGCUUUGGCUUCAUUCUUGGCCAAGGCGGACUUCUUGGCAUGAUGGGAUUGCUUGUCGCGUGCUAUGCUAUCAACCUCCUGACCACGCUAUCCGUCUCUGCCAUUGCGACCAAUGGAACAGUAAGGGGCGGAGGUGCAUAUUAUCUCAUUUCACGUAGCCUUGGGCCCGAGUUUGGAGGCUCCAUCGGAAUUGUCUUCUACCUCGGCUGUGUUCUGAACACAGGCAUGAAUGCUGUUGGUCUGGUUGCUUGCUUCGUCCAGAACUUUGGCUCCACCCACGGAAGCUGGGCCAACUGGCUGCCUGAUGACUUUUGGUGGCAGUACCUUUGGGCUACUGUCGUCCUCGCCGUCUGCACCGUGAUUUGCUUGGCUGGAAGUAGCUUGUUUGCCCGCUGUAGCAAUGCGCUUUUGAUUAUCCUGCUUGUCGCUACUUUCAGUAUUCCCGUCUCUACCCUGGUUCAAACCCCCUUCUCAAACGUAAAGCUGGGCAUUGAGUAUACAGGACUCAGCCUUGAGACACUAAAGGGAAAUCUAUUGCCAAACCUCACCCAGGGCGCGGCUGGGAGCGGGCUGAAGGGUAGGGAGACGUGGCAAGAUCUGUUUGGUAUCUUGUUCCCCGCAACGGGAGGCAUAUUUGCUGGCGCUUCGAUGUCGGGAGACUUGGAAGCCCCCAGCAAAUCCAUUCCGAAAGGCACUCUCUACGGACUGGCUCUGACGUUUGUGACUUACACCAUAGUGAUCAUCUCUAUGGCUGCCAGCAUCACGAGGCUAUCCUUCUACAACAAUGAUAACGUAAUCCAAGUGGUGAAUGUUUCCGGCGCUCUCGUUCUCUUGGGAGAAUUCGCCUCCACGCUCUUCUCCACCCUGAUGGGAGUCAUCGGGUCCGCCAAGCUCUUGCAGGCUCUGGCUCGCGACAAGCUCAUCCCAGGGCUUUUGGUUUUUGCUCAAGGAAGCAAAGCCGCCGACGAGCCAAUGCUGGCGAUCGGCCUGACAUACGUCCUCUCACAGCUGACCAUGCUCGCUGAUAUCAACCAGAUCGCCUCGCUGGUGACCAUGGCGUACCUCAUGACUUUUCUGGUCACCAAUCUAGCAUGUUUCCUGCUGAAGGUGGCCUCAGCACCCAAUUUCCGGCCGUCGUUCCACUUCUUCAACUGGUGGACUGCCGCAAUAGGAGCCAUAGCAAGUGCACUCACAAUGUUCUUCGUCGACGGCCUGUCCGCCUCUGCCUGCUUCGCCACUAUUGUCUUGAUAUUUCUCAUUAUUCACUACACCACACCUCCAAAGGCCUGGGGAGACGUCAGUCAGAGUUUGAUCUACCAUCAAGUCCGAAAGUACCUUCUCCGAUUACGCCAAGAACACGUCAAGUUCUGGAGACCCCAGAUUCUGCUUUUCAUCAACGAUCCCCGGAGACAGUACAAGCUAAUUCAGUUCUGUAACUCUCUCAAGAAGGGCGCGCUGUUUGUUCUUGGCCAUGUCAUCGUCACAAACGAUUUCGCGGGGGCCGUCCCAGAAGUGAAGAAACAACAGUCUGCCUGGACAAAGUAUAUUGACUUCUCCCGGAUCAAAGCCUUCAUCAGCAUUGUCAUUUCUCCAAACAUCGAAUGGGGCACGAGGAACGUUGUUCUGAGCGCCGGACUUGGCGGGAUGAAACCCAACAUUGUCGUCAUGGGCAUAUACAAUCUUAAUGAUCUCCGGACAAACCCGCUGGUCGAUGUACCGUCCCCGCAACCCGAACAUACACAAGGUACGGCCAACGGCACCGCUCCGCAUAGACUGAAAUCGAAAGGGAAGUGGAAAAUUGCCGAGGAAAACAAGCUCAGAGGCCAACUCCCCACGGAUGCCAUUCGGAAGGAGAGUGCUGUAACGCCGCAAAGCUACGUCACGAUCCUCGAGGACCUGUUGCUCCGUCUUCAGAUGAACGUCGCAAUUGCCAAGGGCUUCCAAGAUCUUGAGCUUCCGGCUCCCAGGCCGUCAAGGCUCGAGAGGGUGCUUGAUGCCUUGCAUGCCAAGAGUGCGGACGAGGAAGAGGGCACUAAGAAGUACAUUGACCUCUGGCCCAUUCAGAUGUCUGCAGAGGUUGCUGCGCCCAGCGACGGCACGCAAAGCAUUCUCACAACGAACUUUGACACAUACACGUUGAUCCUCCAGCUUGGGUGCAUUCUCAAUACCGUCCCGUCCUGGAAGCGAGCCUAUCGUCUCCGAGUCGCCGUCUUCGUAGAGUACGAGUCCGACGUCGAAGAGGAGCGAGCAAGAGUCAAAGCUUUGCUCUACAACCUGCGAAUCGAGGCCGAAGUCAUGGUCUUAUGGCUUGCUUCUGGCGACCUGCAGUCGUAUGAGAUCAUCGUCAACGGCCAGGCUGACGAAUCGUACCGUGAAGCGAGGCAAGAUAUCGAGGAGGCCUUGAGGGAGGAAGCUUGGUGGCAAGAUAUACAGAAGCUCCGUCAAAGGCAAACCGGGGCCAUAACGCCCAUGGAAGAGCUGGCGCAGAUUGAGGGCUUCCUCGAGACUGCUUCAAACUGGCCAGGCACAGCCUUCCGACAAGGCGACCGGGAAACCAAGUCAAAAAGGUUCGCAGAUAUCAAGGAUAUGCUUAUUGAGCGUCGCAGAACCUCUGUUGGCAGCCUCAAGCAGAUGGGUGUCAGUAUGGGAAUGCGGACUCACCGGCUCCCGCCCGGACUCGAUGGACAAGAGAGCUCGAGCGACGGUUCAUCGUCCGGUGGCGAAUCCGAGGCCGAAUGUAGCGAUAGCGAUCGUUCUGCAUCUUCAGAAAACGACCCUCAAACCGAAUCCGACGAAGGGACGCUCAGCCCGAUGCGGCGAGCCCGUAGUGAAAGAGAGAGCACCAGCUCAUUCCCCAGCACUCCGAGACAGCAGUCGCAGCCGCGCCGAGGCGAGCUUCUUCCUCCUGCGCCAACCGCUGCUGCGAACUCUGAUAGCACCCUCGUCACCUCACAGCCUCCCACCAAUGCCGGCUCCCACCAAUCUCCGCCUACAUUUACGUCCAAGCCAGUCCCCCGCACCGAGGUGGCCGCCGACGACGGACCGGGACCCUCAAUCAUGUUCGCGGAGCCGCUCUCGCCUGAGGAACAGCGCGAGCGUCGUUUCGGCACCUCCAUCUACACGCGCAGUGGUUCGCCCCAGGUUGCCGCACCUCUGCCUGGGCCGGCGAACCCCGACGAAAGCGGCUCCGACUCCCCCUCCACGCCGGGUAGCCCCGGCGCAGCGUCCUCGUCGAUGUCGCAGGCCUCGGGCUUCCCGCUCCAGCAGUCGGUGCCGCUGAGCUUCAACGACCUGCCGUGCCGCGCACAGCACCUCAUUCUGAACGAGCUGAUCAGACGCGAGAGCGGCAAGGAUCAGCGUACCGCCGUCGUCUUCACCACGCUGCCCAGCCCCGUCGAGGGCACUUGCGAGGACGAGCAUGCAAGUGUGAGGUACCUUGCGGACUUGGAGGUCUUGUGUCAGGGGUUGCCCCCGGUGAUGCUGGUGCAUAGCAAUAGCAUGACCGUGACGACGAACCUGUGA
This is a messenger RNA of Diplodia corticola, 3915 nucleotides long. RefSeq names its product cation chloride cotransporter. Gene Ontology annotation, cellular component: membrane. Bases 1 to 3915 code for a protein of 1304 amino acids. NCBI's taxonomy places the organism in Eukaryota, Fungi, Ascomycota, Dothideomycetes, Botryosphaeriales, Botryosphaeriaceae. Gene Ontology annotation, molecular function: potassium:chloride symporter activity. The record is from RefSeq and is a predicted model, not a curated record. The transcript has 4 exons. Gene Ontology annotation, biological process: potassium ion import across plasma membrane; chloride transmembrane transport; cell volume homeostasis.